Brassica napus (rape) is the source of this 5519-nucleotide messenger RNA. RefSeq names its product protein LIGHT-DEPENDENT SHORT HYPOCOTYLS 3-like. The record is from RefSeq and is a predicted model, not a curated record. The transcript is spliced from 2 exons. Bases 141 to 761 code for a protein of 206 amino acids. Gene Ontology annotation, biological process: response to light stimulus; mRNA transcription. Gene Ontology annotation, cellular component: nucleus. Lineage: Eukaryota; Viridiplantae; Streptophyta; Magnoliopsida; Brassicales; Brassicaceae.
AUAUAUCUUUAAAAAAUAACCCUAUUCUAUAUCUCCCAACCGCACAAACAAAACUUUUAGCUUCUCCGCAUCGACCAAAGAAAGAUCAAGAAUCAAGAAAAAUCCGUGCAAGCGUACAAUAUCGACCGAUCUGUUCAAAAAUGGAUAUGAUUCCACAACUGAUGGAAGGCUCUUCAGCUUACUUAGGUACCUCAAAUCUCAGCAUCAACGCAAACAUCUUGUCCUCCUCCGGAACCACCGCAACACAGCCACCGUCUUCCUCCUCUCCAUCGGCGAACUCAAGCCGUUAUGAGAACCAGAAGAGAAGAGACUGGAACACGUUCGGACAGUACUUAAGGAACCAUCGCCCACCGCUUUCGCUUUCCCGAUGCAGCGGAGCUCACGUGCUGGAGUUUCUCCGUUACUUGGACCAGUUCGGUAAGACAAAAGUCCACACGACCAUUUGUCACUUCUACGGCCAUCCUAAUCCUCCUGCACCGUGUCCUUGUCCUCUCCGUCAAGCUUGGGGAAGUCUCGACGCUCUCAUCGGUCGUCUUCGUGCUGCUUUUGAAGAGAACGGAGGCAAACCCGAGACUAAUCCAUUUGGAGCACGUGCCGUUAGACUUUACCUAAGGGAAGUUAGAGAUACGCAGAGCAAAGCUAGAGGUGUUAGCUACGAGAAGAAGAAGCGAAAGCGUCCUGUUCCUACGUUGUCGGCUUCUUCUUCCUCCGCCGUAGCUAGCCACCAGCAAUUUCAAAUGUUGCCGGUGGUCGUUGUCUAAAAGUAACCGUGAACUACAAGUGGUGUUUAUUGACUUAUAGUGGUUGACAGUGACUGCACUAUCUAUUGUAAGUUUCAUGAAAUUUUGUCAUUAGUUUCUCAACACCCAAAUCUCCCCAAAGAUUUACUGUGGAAUUCGUACCCAGUCACAAACAUUCACAUGCAUACGUGGCAUUCUUGAGUAAAUAUGUUUUUUUUGUUUUUGUUUCAUCUCCAAACUCAUUUUUGUUGUUCAUGUUUAAUUAAUCAUAGGUUUACUUGUGAAUGAAACGUUUUCUUAUAUCAUCUCUAAGUCACCUCCAUUUAUAUUCAUAUGUUUUCUUCUAAAAUAGAGUACUCUAUUGUAUAUUUCUAUAACAUAAUUCUUCUAAGAAAUAUUAUAAAAUACUAUUUCCAUCUCAAAAUAUAAAGUCGAAAAGUAGUUUUUAUAUAUUUUCUUCUACAAUAGAGAUAUCCUUUUAUGAAAUCAUACAUCGGAGAACAAUCACCUCUAUAAUAGAAAUUUUUAUUUUUUUUUUAAAUGUAAAGAUACUCUUACUCAAUUUCACUGUUUUCAUAACAAAUAUUUAUUCAAGAACAUUGUACAUGUCUAUGUUUUGUUUCUGGAUAAACCUUAGAAUUUGGAGAUAUGGUGAGUGAUAGUUUAUAUAUGUGUAUAUAUAUAUAUAUAUUUAUUUUUUUAAAUACCAAGAGGUUUAGAGUCGAAACUCGUAAUUCCUUUAAAUUUGAAAAGCAUAGUAUGUAAUAUUAAUUUUGUUUCAGUGGUCAUUCGAACUAGAAACUUUUAACAUAACGACUAGAAGACUCCUUUCCACCUUUAGUGCAUUUAUAAAUUAUAGCAAGACCUAUAUUUUUAAGGUAACCUAUGUGUAAACAUACGUACACCAGAUAUAGGAAUGUGAAUUACUUGAUGCCAUUAACUAAUUAAGGUUCUAAGUAACAUAUGAUAUGAGUCAUGUUAUGUAUGAUCUUUACUCACACCGUAAAUAUUAGAAGUUUUGAGUUUUACAAACCGUACCGCACCGCAAUUAACAAUAACGAAAAUCUUUACAUAUAUUAUAUAUAUAUAUGUUUUUAUAAUUGUAAAAACUGUAACGCAGUUGAACCGUUUGUCCCGUACCGCUCAAUCCACAGUUACCAUUUGGAGAAUUAAUUUUUUUGAAUGACCUGAUUGUAUUGUUUAAUAUAUUAAAUUAAAUAAUCUUAUUUUUAUGCGAUUUAUGUUCGGUCUUUACUCACACUGUCACCCACACCGCAUAUGUUAGAUUAGUUUCCUUUUGAUGACCUGAUUGUAUUGCUGCAUGAAUACUAUAUUAAAAUAGUAAGCACUAUUCAAAGUUGAUAAUUCACGACCAUGGAGUCACUAUAACUGAGGACUGAAGAUCAAUCUGUUUAAUAGCUAUGUAGUCUAAUUGUGAUUGACGAUCAAAUUGCUGAAUAGCUAUGUAGCAUAAUUUUGCUUACUAAUAUAGGAUUUAAAAUAAAAUAUUUGAUAAGAUAAUUCUGAAUAACAUGAAGUAAUAGUAAGCUAUAUAUAUAUGCAAUUCUAAUGACAAUACAAACUAUGAAAUAAUACAUAUUUUCUUUUACUUAAUGAUUUUGUUAAUUCUAUGAUCGGCAUAUUGCACUUUUUAAGUUGCCUAUGUUUUCAAUCAAGACCUACAUAGACAAUAAAGUCCAAAACUCGUAUUUUGAGAUUCGUGAACCAUUUAGGUCUCGUUGUUAUUAGACCACCUCCAAUGUAUUUUGCUAUUUUCACCUCUAAAAUAGGAAACUCUAUAAUAGAGGUAAAAUAUGCUCCAAUGUAUUUCUCUAAAAUAGCAAUCUCUAAAAUAUAGAGUAAAAAAUAGAUAAAUGUUAUUUCUUCCUCUAUAAAUAGAGAAAAAAAAUAGAGAUCUCUAUUAUAGAGGAAGAAAUAGAGGUGGGUUGGAGCAAUUUCACCUCUAAAUACUAUUAUAGAGGUAAAAAUAGCAAUGGAUUGGAGAUGUUCUUAGGGCAGGAUUAUCGGAGGAGGGGGAGGAGUUUUUAGUGGGUUUUUAAGGGAGGGAUGCCACAAAAAGGAAAAAAAACGGGUUGCUAAAAAGCCAGAAUAAAGAUCGAUGUUGGCUGAUUUUUUACACUGUUCGUGGACUUUACUAACACGUGACGACCUGGGAUUGAUUAAUUUUUUUUAUUCAGACAAAAAAAUAAAAAAUAAUAAAAAAUAAUAAAAAAUCCAUUUGAGUUUCAGCGUCUAUCAUGGUCUUAACUUUUCUUUUGGACAAAGAAGUCUAGUUAGUUGUUAACUUGUUAUAGUUAAAUAGUUUGUUUGAACAAUAUAUGUAUAAAAUAUAUAUAUUUUAUUUCAGUGAAGGUUUUUGCUGUUUUUUGUAAUAGGUUUCUGAUUUUUCAUAAAAGAGAUGAACUUAUUUAAUACUUAAAAUAAGAAAAUGAAAUUAAAAACGAGAAAGACAACAUGAAAAAGGUAUUGAUUGGACAUAAUUUAUUUUUAAUCUCACUUGUUACCUGAUUUAGUCAAUAACUAUAGUUUAGAUAGCGUCACAACAAUGAGGCCGGCAGAUGAAAUUAUUUUCUUGAAACAUUUGAAGAUCAAAACAACAGAUGUUAAAAAAACAUUUUAUAGUACCUAAAACCAUAUAAUGUAAUAUCUUUGGUGUUCUAAGAUCCUCAAUUUCUUUGAAUAAAUGAAAUACUAAAAUAAACAAAAACUUGGAACACAAAAUAAUUUUAAAAAUUAUUUUGGCAGAUUGUGUAAUGUUGCAUUAUUCAUAAGAGGUAGCGCCAAAGUUCUGUCUCUCACUUGUCUUGUCUCUGUAAGUUGUUCCUCGCAGGGCACUCAAAGACCCCAACAUUCAACUUUUAUUGAUUCUUGUCCAUUUUAUGAAUUUUCUCAGUUUAAAAAAUCUAUUUCAAAAGUGAGAAAACAAUUCUGUAAUUUUUUUUUUUGAAUUUAACAAUUCUGCAAUUCUACAUUUCAGUUCCCCUAAAGUCUUAAAAUCCACAGUUUUAGGGUUCAUAAAUCAAGAGCUGAAAAUAUCUUGACUUAUUAUGUCUUGUGUCUUUCAGUCAUACUUUUCUAUGUGAAAAUCUCAAUAUAACUGUUAUAAAAGAUUCAAUGCGAGUUUUAAUUUAGUUAGUCCCUUUUUUUAAUUUAGUUAGUCCCUCAUCAACAAUAUUAACACGUUAUAAUAGAUUACACACAUCAUAAGAUAGUGAUCAACACAUAUAAUUUACUUAUGCUCAAAGUUUUUAGAGAAUAUUCAAUAAUUACUGUGCCAAAUAAAGUUUCAUCUUUUUCUUUUCAUAUUUUAAACUUUUCAGACAUUCUGCCUACUUUUUAUAAUGAUGGUUUUAAACCAACGGUCAACAUUUCAUACAAAACUACACCAAGUAUAAAUAGUUUUUUUAUUUAAAACAUUUACGUGAUAUAUGAAUAACCUGCUUUUCAACGGUUGACAACUGAUCAUAAUUGUUUUUCUUCUUUUUCAAAAAACACAAUCAUAUUGAGUCAGUGUUCCCUUUAGACUCUACCGACAAUAAUAUUUUUCCAAAAUUUGAUAAGUCUAUACAAGGUUUCUACUUCGAGCUAUAACAAUGCGUUUGCACAGAUCUCUAUGCAUGUUUUUGCACAUAUUUCUACUUCGAGCUACAUGCGGUUCAUACUUGCAUUUUUAGUUCACUUUGCCAAUUAAAAUAAAACUUUGUUCCAGUAACAUAGCUCACUUAAACGGCUCUCGAGUGAUCGACAUGAAAAACCAUCACUUAUAACAAACACAUAAACUUCAUUUCAUUUCAUCUAUGAGAUUUUUCACCAGCAGUUACCACUCAACUACGAGAAUAUAUUUUGUAGAUUUGAUCUGGAUUAGGAGUGAGCACUACCAUGACUUGGUCUUUCGACUUUAGAUACAGAAUCUUGACCUUUGCAUAUAAGGUUAGAACAAAAAGAAAGAGCUUUCAAGAAUCAACGCACACACGUCAGUUCAAAAAAAAAAAAUCAACACACCCAUUUAAUUAUUAUCACCACUAGGAGGUUUUCCGGGCUACACCCGGAUUUUUUCCUAUAGUAUUAGUUUAAUUUUUAUAUUUAUAUUUUUAAAACGAACAAAUAUGAUAUACACUGAAACUUGUUAUAGAAUUAUAAACAUAAAUGUAAAUUUAAAACUAUUUGAAAUCAUUUGUUGUGUUUUAUUGGAGUUUUAUGUAGGAUAUUAGUAAGAUUAAUAAAAAGUUAACUAAAUUAUAACUUAAGAUCUAUAUAUAUUCUUUAUCUUGGUUAUUUAUUUUUAUGUAAAAAAUUGUAAAGCUUAUAAUUAGUACUGUAUAAAUUUUGAUUGGUUUUAAAAUUACAAAGUUUUAUUUUUGUUACUUGUCUUUAAAAGAAAGCACCACCGACUUGUAUACCGGUUCUUUAUUUGUUGUCUUCAAUUUAUCGUUUUAACCAAAAUAAUUUUGUCAACCUUUUUAACCAAAAUUUAAAUUUAAUAUUUAUUGUUGCUAUUUAAUUUCUGUGUUUUUCUUAAGUUUGUUUGUGAUAGAAAGAAAAUUUUACUUCAUGAUUUGAAAUAUUAUUAGUUGUAAAUUUAUAGAAGAUUUACUUUCUUACCGUUGUUGAUGUAAUAUUAAUUUUACAGUUUCUUAUUUUAAUUAUUUAAUUAAUCAGAUUUUUGGAAAUAAUUUUGAAUAUUAAUACUAUUAUUUGAUGUUCUAGCUUUUUUUUCUGUUUGCUGGAUAGUGUUUGUGUGCUCGGUUAUUAUGCAAG